AUGCUGUUGAUGGAGCCUCCCUUUGUACCUAAAGUGGAAGCCAUUUCACCCACUCCAUGUGAUGAAGAGUUGCCUUCUAAGCUGUCAAAGGAAGAGUUGUUACAGUCAAUGGAGAAAGUAGAUAGAGAGAUCGCUAAGGUUGAAUCUCAAAUCAAUAACCUCAAGAAGAAACAGCAUGAGUUAGAAGAAAAUGCAACUAGACCAGCAGAUCCUGAGAAGUCUCCAUCUCCUGAACCUAUACCUCAUGAGACUAAACAUCAGAGUGUAGUUCAGAUUAUUUAUGCUGAGAAUAGGAGGAAAGCAGAAGAAGCCCAUAAUAUGCUUGCUCACCUUGGGCCUAAGAUUGAGUUUCCAAUGUACAACCAGCCGUCAGAUAGUGCACAGUAUCAAGAGAAUAUCAGAACAAACUUGGAAAUGAGGAAAAAACUUAUUCUGUUUUUUAAAAGAAGAAAUCAUGCCAGAAAAUUACGGGAGCGUUUUCUAUGUGAACGAUAUGAUCAGUUAUAUGAAGCAUGGGAAAAAAGAAUGGAAAGAAUUGAAAACACUGCUAAAAGAAGAGCAAAAGAUGCUAAGAUUCGUGAGUUUUAUGAGAAACAGUUUCCUGAGAUUCGUAAACAAAGAGAGCAACAAGAAAGAUUUACCAGUCGAGCUGGUGGGAGAAGUAACUGGGGUAACAUUGCCAGAAGUGAUGCAGAGCUAGCUGAGAUAGUAGAUGGACUGAGUGAACAAGAAGCCAAUGAGAGACAUGUGAGAAGUCUAGCUGUGAUUCCUCCUAUGCUUUAUGAUGCUCAACAAAAACGCAUUAAAUUUAUUAACAACAAUG
Molecule: messenger RNA, 823 nt
Organism: Saccoglossus kowalevskii
Lineage: Eukaryota; Metazoa; Hemichordata; Enteropneusta; Harrimaniidae
Biological process (GO): negative regulation of transcription by RNA polymerase II
Cellular component (GO): chromatin
Molecular function (GO): transcription corepressor activity
Source: RefSeq, a predicted model, not a curated record